CAAGGACAAACCACUUCGUUUCCUCCUCCUGUUCCUGGUAGCACCCUCGACCGUCCCACAACUUCCGCCCCUCAUUCAACGGCUAACGCCAAAACUACGCCUGCUUAUCUCGUGUGGCGAAUGAACAUGGAGGGAAUCUAAACUGCCCCUGCUUCAUAAGCCAUUUUCUAUUAUAGAAAUCCUUCCCAAUGAAAUCUCGCCGGCCGUAUCUAUUUUAUCUACUUUGCCGCCAAUUUCAAAUGUUUGUUUCUUUGUCACUAACCGUCCUCGCUGCUCGCCAAAGAAGCCCUCAUAUCUCCAUCAAUCUCUCCCCUUUCCAUCUCUCUCUCUCUCUCUCCUAUGCCCAAGCAAGUAAAAGCAUGAAGAAUGACAAGGAGAUCACAGCUUCAGAUCAACCCAUCAAGCCUCGACGCCCCAAGUCCCGCGAAGUGAGCUCACGCUACCUCUCCCCGCCAUCGACUCCCACUCAUGACAGUGGGAUCCCGUCGCCGACCCAAGGCUCGUCGCCAAUGCGGCGUAAGCCCAGCGCGAGCUCCCAUGAUUCUAGGAAGCACCAGAGCCUUGAGGAGUUGGGCUUUGCAAGAGGGUCGCUGUGGCCUUCGGCGACUGCGAUCUCGUCCCCUUCACGGUCCUCAAGCAAGAAACUGGACACUCUUGCGGAUCACCUCGGGAACGACAGGUUGAAUGAUCAUUUGGACCGCAAAGGCAGAAAUAAGGUUGCGAGUGCUGAGAAUUCUGCACAUUUGAGCAGGCAGAGGAGUGGCACCAAGAUCAGUAGAAUCGAGAAUGUAAAGGGGAGCAGUAAAGAGAACAACAGGCCCAUUAUCGGCGGUUCCAUGAGGUACACCGGUAAAUUAUUGUUUCCUGGCAGAAAAUCGUCAUCUUCGAACAAGGGGUCGGAUAGUCCUGCCCCAACAAUCCCUGGAAGAUUCUCUGUUGAUGAAAAUGCUCUUUACAAGAAAUCUUCCAACAGGAAAUCUGAUUCUUUCACGGACCACACUCUUGAAUCCGAAUCCGAAUGCAGCGAUGUAUCCUCUUCAGCAUCCAAUUUAUCGUCCACGACAACAAUGGGGAAAGCUGGUAUAGAGGUUUCUUCCAGGUACAUGAAUGAUGUAACAGGAAGGUCCAGCAGGCGGACUUCAGAUUCGAAUGUUCAGCAUCCUCUGUCGUUCGAUGAAACCACUCGGUCGAACAAGUUUACGGUAAAAGGCGCGAUCAAGAGGGCUAGUUCACUCGCUGGGUACAGAAGUGCAACAUCGCAAUGGGCUCUGUCACCCGGCAGGUCAGGUUCAUCUCCAGUGUCUGUAGAAAAUUAUGAGAGGCCGUUGUCUUUUUCGAGCUUGAAGCCACCGUCAAGUCCCUCUAGGCAUAAUGGUGUGGAGAAGUUGCUUAAUAUGGGACUUGAUCUGUUCAAAAUUAAGAAACCCUCAUCUCAUUCAUCUCCUCUAAGUCCUGCUGGUGCGGAACAUGUUCAUCAACUUCGUCUGCUUCAUAAUCGGUUGAUACAAUGGCAGUAUGUGAAUGCUAAAGCCAAUGCUGCGAACUCAAAGAUCACUAGCCAGGCCGAGAGAAAUUUAGCAUGUGCUUGGAGCAGCCUCACAAAACUGCAACAUUCUGUGCUCCAGAAGAAAUUACAGAUGGAGAAAGAAAAGUUCCAAAUGAAGCUGAACCUGAUACUCUAUUCCCAAAUUAGACCACUGGAAACUUGGGGAGACGUGGAAAGGCAACACUUGCUAGCAAUUUCCAAGACAACCGAGUCCUUGCAAUCUAUUGUCUGCAGAUUACCACUUAUAGAAGGUGCAGAGGUCAAGCCACGAUCUACUUCAUUCGCUCUUCGACAUGCUUUGGAUCUCACGACCUCUAUCAAGUCAGCAAUAAGCGAUAUCUCCCCAUUGGGAGAUGGCACUGUUUCGUUGCUCUCGGAGUUGGCGAAUGUGGUUGGGCAAGAAAAGCUGCUCUUGGAGGAGUGCCUGGAGUAUCUUAGGACCAUAUCCACGCUAGAGAUCCAAGAGAGGAGUUUAACAUGUAGCAUGAUUCAAAUGAAUCUAUGGUGGCAGCAGCAGCAGCAGGAGGAACAAGUACAACUACAACGACAACAAAACUGUCAAUAGGUGGCUUCCGUCGAGGGUCGAGAUGAAGAUCUAGCAGUUGGACCGACGUGUUAGAUGCCGAGACGAUUCAAUUCACUGCUUGCUCGAAGCAGUACGACUUAGGAAAACUGGGUUCACCUGUUCAUGUAGCAGGUUGAACUAAGAAAUGUGUCAACUAAGGCUCAAAAUGCAAACAUACGCGACGCGGCUUGUGUCUCCUGACAUUUUGGACGAUCGAAUUUGAGACUGGAAAUGAUU
This is a messenger RNA of Eucalyptus grandis, 2348 nucleotides long. Its product is annotated as QWRF motif-containing protein 3. Gene Ontology annotation, molecular function: microtubule binding. The record is from RefSeq and is a predicted model, not a curated record. Lineage: Eukaryota; Viridiplantae; Streptophyta; Magnoliopsida; Myrtales; Myrtaceae. Gene Ontology annotation, cellular component: nuclear microtubule; centrosome; cytoplasm. Gene Ontology annotation, biological process: spindle assembly; centrosome cycle. The transcript has 6 exons. The coding region runs from base 189 to 2111 and encodes 640 amino acids.